Raphanus sativus (radish) is the source of this 1564-nucleotide messenger RNA. RefSeq lists its product as uncharacterized. NCBI's taxonomy places the organism in Eukaryota, Viridiplantae, Streptophyta, Magnoliopsida, Brassicales, Brassicaceae. The record is from RefSeq and is a predicted model, not a curated record. The transcript has a single exon. Bases 106 to 1305 code for a protein of 399 amino acids.
UCAUCUUCUCUCUAUAUCCAACGCAACAUUACAAACUCAUCUUCUGUUUUUCAAAAACCACAACCAUCUUUAUCUUCUCUUCUAAAAAUUCUUUAAUCACCAUAUAUGGCUUCUUCUUCUCAAAAUAAUUUAGAUAAUGCAUUUGAUGAUGCAUUUGAUGAUGCAUUUGAUGCUGCAUUUGAUAAACGUUUUGAUCAAGUCAUGGAGAAUCUAACCAUUCGUAAUGAUCAAGAAGCAAGAAGAAAUGCAAGAAAAAAACGAGCUUACAUCGAAAGACAUCGUGAAGAAGGGCAUAUUCUUUUAUGGAAUGAUUAUUUCAGUGAAACUCCAACGUUUCCCGAAAAUAUGUUCCGCCGACGUUUUAGAAUGAACAGGCCAUUGUUCAUGCGCAUUGUUGAUCGACUCUCCACCGAGGUUGAAUAUUUUCGGGAAAAGCGCGAUGCCCUCGGAAGGAUUAGUCUCUCUCCCCUUCAAAAAUGUACUGCAGCCAUUCGUGUCUUGGCAUAUGGUUCUGCGGCUGAUACGGUCGACGAAUACCUCCGGCUCGCUGAAUCAACAACUCGGUUAUGUGUGGAAAAAUUUGCGGAAGGAAUUAUAUCUUUGUUCGACGAUCAAUACCUAAGAAGACCAACACCGGCUGAUCUUCAACGUCUACUCGAUGCUGGAGAGUAUCGUGGAUUUCCCGGGAUGAUAGGAAGCAUCGACUGUAUGCAUUGGCGGUGGAAGAAUUGUCCCUUUGCUUGGAAAGGGCAAUACUCUCGUGGUUCGGCUAAACCAACAAUCGUUUUAGAGGCGGUUGCUUCAUUUGAUCUCUGGAUAUGGCAUGCGUUUUUUGGAGCUCCAGGUACUUUAAAUGAUAUCAAUGUUCUUGAACGUUCGCCUGUUUUUUAUGACAUAAUACAUGGUCAAACUCCGAAUGUCACUUUCUCUGUCAAUGGAAGCGAGUAUCAUAUGCCUUACUAUCUUACCGAUGGUAUUUAUCCGAAAUGGGCAACUUUUAUCCAAUCUAUUCCUUUACCACAAGGACCGAAAGCAGUUUUAUUUGCUCAACGUCAAGAAGGCACUCGGAAAGAUAUCGAGCGUGCUUUUGGAGUCUUGCAAGCUCGGUUUGCCAUUGUUAAAAAUCCAGUGCUGUUUUGGGAUAAAGACAAAAUUUGGAAUAUUAUGAUGGCAUGUAUCAUACUCCAUAAUAUGAUAGUAGAAGAUGAACGAAGUGGAUACACUCUAGAAAAAUGCAGAGUUCACGCAAGGCGAAGACAACAUAACUUUACAUGUCGAUCACACGUUUUAUACAGGUGCCCCUAAAAGUUUCGCAAACCAGAUGAAUGUUGAGACAAGUAUUCGUGAUACACAAAUGCAUCAACAUCUGAAAAACAAUUUGGUUGAACAUAUAUGGAGUAAAUUUGGAUGAGAUGAAGACGACAACUGAUCCCGGAUGUUUUUUUCAAAUUAUUCUCCUAUAUUUUACUAAUCUUUGUUUUCAUGUUUUAAUUUAAUAAUGUAUGUUUAAAAUGUUGUCUUGUCUUUUAUUAUGUUUUAUGUAACAAAAAUAAAUUUUAUUUUU